Messenger RNA from Cladophialophora immunda, 1829 nucleotides. RefSeq lists its product as uncharacterized. The transcript has a single exon. The record is from RefSeq and is a predicted model, not a curated record. Gene Ontology annotation, biological process: rRNA processing. Gene Ontology annotation, cellular component: nucleus. Lineage: Eukaryota; Fungi; Ascomycota; Eurotiomycetes; Chaetothyriales; Herpotrichiellaceae. The coding region runs from base 59 to 1705 and encodes 548 amino acids. Gene Ontology annotation, molecular function: protein binding.
GGAGGACACAAUCUACGAACCGGUGCAUGUCGGUUUAGACCCUGCCAACAGCUGCAGAAUGUCGAUGACUCUGGCUACCACAUGGGUGAGAAGGGGGGUUGCCGCUCAGUUUCCCACCAAAUACCAAGUCGACGAAGCAGAACUGAGCCGCAUCUCGAAACUAGCACGCCUCCAACUGGAAGAUGCGCAGCAGGAUCUUCUAGACGCACAAAACUCCAAGGCGGGAGGUUUAUCAGAUGAUGACGACUCAGAUGCCGGAGUACCCACAGGAGAAGCCGCAGACACAGCGAAACAGCCUGCGACAAAUACUGAUGACCUAAAAGAAUACAACCUUGACGACUAUGACAAAGACCCCGUGGACGAAGAAGGCCAGAAAUUCGCCAUGUUUGGCAAUGUUGGCUCAUUAGCUUAUCAUGCACCUCAUGAGGAGGAUCCAUAUAUUGUGUUACCUCAAGGAGAAGAAGAGUCCGAAGACGAAAGAGAAGAGCUGCAGAUACUGCCUUCGGACAACUUAAUACUGGCGGCGAAAGUGGAAGACGAGGUUGCGCAGCUAGAAGUCUUCGUGUAUGAAGAUGAAGCUGACAACCUCUAUGUUCACCAUGACAUCAUGCUCCCUGCUGUUCCUUUGUGUGUUGAAUGGAUCAAUGUCCCUGUCGGUAAAGACGCCGAGUCGAGGUCAGACGGGAACUUUGUGGCAAUUGGAACUAUGAAUCCAGAGAUCGAGAUUUGGGACUUGGAUGUUGUCGAUAGUAUGUAUCCCAACGCCAUACUUGGUCAAGAGCCACAAGAGCACCCAGACGAGCCAGAGCAGGACGGAGAGAGCUCAAAAGGCAAGAAGAAAUCGAAAAAGAAGAAAAAGAAGGCAAAGGCGAACGAUGAAUACCACGCCGAUGCGGUUCUAGCUUUGGCUGCAAACCGACAUCAUCGAAAUCUCCUUGCUUCAGCGUCGGCAGACAAGACCGUGAAGCUGUGGGACUUAAAGACCGGCAAGUGCGCAAAAUCAUACACCAUGCACAGCGGCAAAGUUUGCGCCUUGGAUUGGCAUCCGACCGAGUCAACCGUCCUCUUGAGUGGAAGCUACGAUCGCACCGUCAUUGCUACGGAUAUGCGGGCCCCUGACGCAGCGGCACCGAAAUGGGUCGUCGAGGCAGAUGUUGAGAAAGUGAGAUGGGACAUCCAUGAUCCUAAUUUCUUCUUUGUGACCACGGAGGCUGGCACUGUCCAUUACUUCGAUGCCCGGACCGUCCCCGUGUCUCACGACAAGCCGAGCAAGCCUGUAUGGACACUACAGGCCCACGACGGGCCCGUAAGCGCAUUCGAUAUCAGUCCCUCGGUGCCGGGCCUUCUGGUUACUGGCUCGGAGGACAGGAGGGUCAAGAUAUGGAACAUCGAGCACAACAAACCCGCUAUGGUCAUUUCGAGAAAUCUUGAGGUCGGGCGGAUAUUCUCGACGCAGUUUGCCCCAGAUCCGGAGGUUGCCUUCAGGCUAUCAGUGGCGGGAAGUAAGGGGCGGCUGCAGGUAUGGGACAUCAGCACCAAUCCGAGCGUGAGAAAAGUGUUCGCUGGCAGAGUCCAGUUGCCAGAGACGGAUGGUAAAGAGAGAUUAGUUGGCGCCAGUCUGAGUGACCACGAGAGCGAAGAUGACGAGGGAGAGGAGGUUGGAGAGGAGGCCCAAGAUGGUUGGGAGUCCAUGGAUGAAGAUUGAAUAAGGGAAUGGUCUAAGGAUCAAUGAGUUCUUAGUAUGACUGUAUGAAAUAGGAUGAGCGUUGUCAAAUGCGAGAAUGGCAUGCCCCUUGUGAAUGAUAGAGCAUCAGGCCCCAAGUUGUUGC